AUGUCGGCUUGGAGUGUAUUACAUCGAACAGCACACGUGCACAACACAACUAAGUUAUUUUCGAAAUAUUUUCUCUCGAUAGUUCAUUCAAGAGGGAACAUUUGCACUUUAAAAUACGAUGUAAAGUAUGGUGGUCACUGUAGAGCUCCUCAUAUUGAUAAAACUUGUGAAGAUGAUUAUUUUAUAUGGGAUGAUGAGAGAAUGACAGCGUUUGGUGUGGCGGAUGGUAUUAGCGAGUGGCGAAAGAUUAAUGUUGAUCCAUCAAUUUUUCCGAAAACUUUGCUGUCAAACUGUAAGAAGUAUUUUAAAGAAGGAAAAAUGAAUCCAAAAGAUGUUCUUAAUAUGGCUUACAAGGAGAUAUUAGAGAAAGAUGAUGUUGUUGUAGGUAGUAGUACUGUAUGUCUUGGUGUCAUUGAUAAGAUAAAGGGUCAUUAAACAUUGAAUCUUGGUGAUAGUGGCUUUUCCAUUUUUCGCAACUCUAAAACAUUUUACAAAAGUAGUGAGCAAUAUCAACAAGCAGACACACCAUUUCAAAUUGGAGUUGAAAGCGAUGACUUUGGCAAUGCAAUACCAAGUAUUAAAAGUGUUAGUGAUGCAAAUAUGGAAUGUUUUGAUAUUGAAGAUGAUGAUAUCAUAGUCUUUGGAACGGAUGGACUGUUUGACAACAUGUAUACUCAAGAUAUAUUCUCUGAGAUUUAUUCAUCUGAUCAUAACACAGACUAUGAGGAGCAAUCUCGACAUCUUACCAAAGUUGCAUUAACAAGAUCAGUUGAAUCUCAAAGAGUAACACCACGUGAAGAACGUAUAAUGAAAGACGAUCCAUUGGCGAUACCUGGUGGAAAUUUUGAUGACGUCACAGCUGUAAUUAUCCACGUUAAAGCUUAUAAAAGUCGUUGAUGUUCCAGUAUCGAGAAGCUUUGCAUUCACAUUGGAAACAUGGUCCAUUUUUUGUAUUUAAGAAGAACUUACUGAAGCAAGUUAUAAAUGAAGAACUUCGAUUAAGACGAACUUUGUAUAACACAGUUUGGAGCACUAUUUGAUUUAUCUUAAAGCACUAUUAUUUAAUGUAUCUUUAACAAAUAUUACCAUUACUUUGAUUUUAUGUAAAAGUGUUAUCGUAUAACGAAAUUGACAGCACUUGGCAAUGCUGGACAUUGUGUAUCACUUACUUGUCUUUUUCUUUUUUGUUAGAGCAUAAUUUACCAAACAAUGUUAACCUACAACAGGAACGCAAAAAAGCGAAGUAAGCUCUAAGCCUCUGUCUUAAUACUAGCUGGUUUACCUUUACAAUAAUGUGGCGAGGCAUUAGUCUGAUGUAAUAUAUUUAUUGUUAACUAUGGUAAUUGAAGGCAUUCAUCUUAUGAAAGGCUAAACUUUGCUGGCUGAAUUUUCAUGUUAAUAAUUAUAUUAAAUUCCCAUGCAGAAAAGCUUUGGUGCCUGAAACCAAGAUAUGUAAAAUAGGUACAAGGUGUAUUAAGUAAUUGUUAAUUAAACCAUUGUAAUGUCUUAUUACGUUGCUAAUCCAA
Xenia sp. Carnegie-2017 is the source of this 1526-nucleotide messenger RNA. Its product is annotated as protein phosphatase PTC7 homolog. Lineage: Eukaryota; Metazoa; Cnidaria; Anthozoa; Malacalcyonacea; Xeniidae. The record is from RefSeq and is a predicted model, not a curated record.